AUGACUGACACAGACGGUACGACCAGGACGCUGACGGCCAGCUGCUACUGCAAGGCAGUGCAGUACAGCAUCCAAGUUCCACAAGCCAACCUUCCCCUGUCCGUCCAUCUCUGCCACUGCAGCAUCUGCCGCUAUACCCAUGGAACUUUGUGCAUAUUCCACGCAGUACUGCCUUCAGACAUCCAGCCCAAGUUCAUCGCCCCUUCGUCGCUAUCAAAUCUGACGGGCUACAAGCACGCCCAUGCCCAAUCCGAGCGCUUCUUCUGCACCACCUGCGGGAGUCACAUUGGAGAUCGGGACUUUGAAGCAGCGCCGGGGGCAACAGAGAUGGAAUGGAGGAUUUCCACCAGUCUGUUCUCGGAACAGGGGGAGGACUUGUUCCAGAUGAAGACCAACUGCUUCACGGAGGGCUCGACGGGUGGCUCAGGACUGUUCGAUUUCCUGCCCAAGAUGGGCGAUCGGGAGAUGAAGACCUUCAACCCCGGGCCAGACAGCGGCUGGUGGUCAGCAGGAAUGAAGGACGACCCUCCCAAGCAAGAGUUUGACGGUGAAGGGAACGAGGUCCUACGAGCGGGCUGCCAUUGUGGCGGCGUGUCGUUCACGAUCCCCAGGCCGACCUUACCCGCCGUCAAGAACGAUCCUUUCAUAUCACGAUACGUCUCGCCAACCGAGCAAGGGAAAUGGAAGGCUUUCCUGGAUGUAUGUGACGACUGUCGCCUCAACGCCGGUGUGCACGUUGUGCCCUGGGUUCCUGUGCCCCGGGCGCUGAUCCGGCCGCCAAUGCCGCUUGGGCUGGCCCCAUACGGCACGCUGAAGACGUAUGUAUCCUCGGAGGGGACGCUGCGGGGCUUUUGUGGCGACUGUGGCGCAAGCGUGAUCUUCUCGUGCGAUAGUCGGACGCCGACGCCCGAGCAGCAAAUCAUCAGCGUGCCUGCUGGUCUCUUGAGAGCACCUGAGGGAGUCCUUGCCGAGAAGUGGGUGACGUGGAGAGGCUGUCUUGCGAACUUCAAGAGCGGCCAUCGUUUCGAUCCUGUUUUUGCGGACAGUCUCCUAGAGGGCCUUCAGAACUGGUCGAAGAAACAAUACGGCGAGGCUCUCAUCUACUCAGUUGACUGA
Molecule: messenger RNA, 1116 nt
Organism: Diaporthe citri
Lineage: Eukaryota; Fungi; Ascomycota; Sordariomycetes; Diaporthales; Diaporthaceae
Exons: 1
Coding region: 1-1116 (371 amino acids)
Molecular function (GO): carbon-sulfur lyase activity
Source: RefSeq, a predicted model, not a curated record